UCCAUUCCUUGGCAACUUCCUUUUUCAAGAAACUGACGAGGCCGGCGAGGAUACGGCAACACACAGGCACUUACAGACGUUCCCAGAUGCAAUCGAUGAAAAUGUGAAUGCAGUUGUGCCAAGAUCCUAUUCAACAAAUCCUUGAAGAGGAGAAGAGCUUGCGGAAAAAUCGGGAACGCCGAUUGCCACCAAUCACAGAGUUCCAGAGGGACUGUCUUGUUAGUAAAGCCUUCACUGGAAUUAGAUACCUUUGCAAUCGUCAAUUUCAGCAAUCGGCUAAGAGAUUCGCCAAAGUACAGAUUUGUGACACAAUUGACAUGUUUACAGAUGUGUUCACAAGAUUGUGACGUAGAUGGAUAUGCCGCCAAGCUCAAGAAGCAUAUAUGCUACUAUAUCGUCGGCAUCGUCGGCAUUGUCGUGCAACCGCGCCGUGUACGCCGUGUCUAAGGCUAAGCGACCAGCGACAGUGCUGAAGAUGUCGGUGAUCCAAGAGGUGCAGAAGUAGAAGAAAGAAAAAGUAUGAGAAAAAAAACGAGAAAAAGCAGAAGAGAUACGACAAAAGGAGGAAAAAGCGGCAGAAAAUAUUCAACAAAUGCAGCAAAGAAGCUGGCGAAAAAAGAGAAGAGAAGAGGAGAGCGAAAAUAGAAAGAAAAGCAGGGCGGAAGGAAGUCGAGGAGGUUCCUCUUUUAAGGGACCAAAAGUAAGGUCUGACUGAUAGAAUAAAAAUUUUGGGACUUCGAACAUCAUAAUACAGAUACUCUAAAGUCUAAAAGAUUAACUGAUAGACUGACAGCAUUUUUCGAUGUCUUAUACCUUACAUAUACAUAAAAAGAACGGUUCCGCUGAUUGUAAGUUCGUUACAAGCAUCAAAUGUAUUCAAUAAAAGUAAUAGAUGGGGCAUAUAAGAAUCAGUUAUAGAAAUUGUAAAAAAGGGGUACAUUGAGACAUAUAAAAUACACUGACUGUAAUUAAAUUUGAAUAAUAUAGUUCUUAAUAUUACAUUACAGCUGAAAUGUAUAGAAUAUUAUUAUUUGACAUUAAGAGAUGAGAUUGAGAAGCGAGGCGAAAGGCACGUCCGACUCGUUCGAGCGGUCUCACGAGACUAUUGCUCCCACACAUACA
This is a messenger RNA of Trachymyrmex cornetzi, 1122 nucleotides long. RefSeq lists its product as uncharacterized. Lineage: Eukaryota; Metazoa; Arthropoda; Insecta; Hymenoptera; Formicidae. The record is from RefSeq and is a predicted model, not a curated record. The transcript has 2 exons. Bases 108 to 347 code for a protein of 79 amino acids.